AUGGCUUCCACCCAAGAGGACCAUGCGGUAGCGGGAUUGGAUGAGCCACGGUACCCGGAGCCAGUGGCAUCGGCGGAGAGACGAUCCAGGGUCAGCAGUGAAUCUUCUCGACAUUCUAGGACAUCAGGUUUCUCAUGGUUCCGACUCAGCGCGGAUGGCCGUCCUUGGGGGCCGGUUGAUGAGCUUAACCUCUACAUGGGCACCGCUUUCAGCAGCAUUCCCGACGACAAUGAGUCGACUCGAUCGCCUUACUUUUCCCCCUCAACUAGCGACCGUUCAACCCUCUCAGAGAAGGAUUCUCCAUACGUGGCCGACUGGGGGGAACCGCGGGAUGCCGAAGAUUCGAUGCAUUGGACGAUGAGGGUAGUUGCCUCAUCCGCUCCCGCUCCCGCCGUACCGAGCAUUCUUAAGGAGUUUAACGCCCCUGAGGGAGUUCUUGCUUCUCUUAUUGUGUCCAUCUUCAACCUCGACUUCGUCUUUGGUCCAGUCCUUGGCGUCUUGCUCUCUUUUCGCCUCCUCAGCGGAUGUGCCGGUGCCGCUACACUGUCCAUCGGAGGCGGUACGAUCGCCGAUGUUGCACCUCCGACUUUGCGGGGCCGGGCCGUGGCCGUCUACUCCAUUGCCCCACUGCUAGGUCCCGUACUUGGUCCGGCAGCGGGCGUUUACUUAGCCGAAUACUGGGGUUGGCGAUAG
This is a messenger RNA of Colletotrichum godetiae, 693 nucleotides long. RefSeq lists its product as uncharacterized. Gene Ontology annotation, molecular function: transmembrane transporter activity. The coding region runs from base 1 to 693 and encodes 230 amino acids. The record is from RefSeq and is a predicted model, not a curated record. The transcript has 3 exons. Gene Ontology annotation, cellular component: plasma membrane. Lineage: Eukaryota; Fungi; Ascomycota; Sordariomycetes; Glomerellales; Glomerellaceae. Gene Ontology annotation, biological process: transmembrane transport.